UACACUUUCAAUUGUGUAUAUGUAUGUAUGUAUUUGCAUUUACUCCAAUACAUUUCAACCUAUUUGACAGCUUUAGUUCAUUUUAACUGUGGUUGUAUUCAAAUUAGCGGACUUUAUUUUGAAAAGACGUGGGCGGAAGUGACACCGCAACGCGUCUCCCGUGGCUGGUACUUGUUUCUCUCGUCGCGGCCGAGCGGGCGGAGACACACACGGAGCUCCCAGAAUCUCCAGGACUUUUAUUUUGUUUCUGCCGACACGUUUUCUCGCCCGUCCGACAUGCUGCCGCGCUCCCUGCGCGGAGGGACACGAGGCCUGAGAUAAACGCCCAGAAGCUCUGGUGGCGAUCGGCUCUUCUUGGUUGAACCGACGCCACGAUGGAAGCCAGAGGGAAGUACGACUUCACGGCCACGACGGCCGACAAGCUCAGCUUCAAAAAGGGCGACGUGCUGAAGAUCUUAAGCCCUCAAGAGGACUGGUACGAGGCGGAGAUGAGCGGCCAGAAGGGAUUCGUACCGCAGAACUACAUCGAGAUGCAGACGCCCAGGUGGUUCCAGGAGACUUCCAGCCGCAGCGCUGCAGAGGAAGUCCUCCGCUACGAGAGCGUGGGCGUGUUCGUGAUCCGAGGCUCCCAGAGCUCCCCGGGAGACUUCUCCAUCUCCGUCAAGCACGAGAGCGACGUCCAGCACUUCAAGGUGAUGAAGGACAACAAAGGCCAGUACUUCCUGUGGUCGGAGAAGUUCACGUCCCUCAACAAGCUGGUGGACUUCUACAAGUCCACCUCCAUCUCCAAGACCCGGGAGAUCUACCUCAACGACGGCAGCUCGGACAGCAGGAACCCCGCCGCGGUCCAGUCGGUGAAGAGGGGAAGUUUACCUGAACCGCGUAACGCGGCGGCAGCCAUCGCCGCCGCCGGCCGCCGAGCGUCAGACCAGCCUCACAACAUGCUGGCUAAGAAGGUGGGUCUGGAGGAGCGAGCUCACACCAUCGGCCACACGGGAAGAAGCAGCCCCGUCAUGGCGGCUCAUCCGCCGCACCGGGCGUCUGAAACGCUGCCGCCGCCUCAGCAGAGGGCGCCCCCCGCGCAGCAGGCGAAGGCGCUGUACGACUUCCGCGCGGAGGAGGACGACGAGCUGGGCUUCAGCGCCGGCGACGUCAUCGAGCUGCUGGACCGCUCCGACGCGUCGUGGUGGAAAGGGCGUCUGCGGGGGAAGAGCGGCCUGUUCCCCGCCAACUACACCAUGCGGCUGUGAAGAACAAAACAAGACUCCUCUGACCUCCGCAAGGUCGUCACGGGUCGCCCCGAGAACCGAGUCGCUUAGCGUUUGCAGAUUAUAUUCACGUGGGCUCUGCGGGAAGGAGCAGCAGCGGGGACUCGAACCUGCGACAGGUGGCGCCGAGGAAACUUUAAAUGUUUCCGUUAAUUUGCAGAACGACUUCUUCUGUCCCGUUUGCGUAUCGCAGCAACGUUUCUGAUGGAAAAAGUAUCGGUAGAUUUCUCAAGAAGCCUGAACGCUUGACGUGUGCAACUUACUCGCAAUAAAAUCCUUGACGACGACGAGACGCGUGUGAGGUGUGAUUCAUAGAAAGAGAAGAAGAGGCUUAUCCUCCUUUUUGUAUUUAUUAUGUAUGAGGAACCCCGUCGUUUCAUUGUUCAGGGUUUUCUGUACUUGUGGUAUGAGUCUUGUCGAGCUGCAGGUGGGCAGAAAUAAAAUAAAUAAAUAAAACCAGAAGUGAGAGGAAGUUAGCCUUCAAAAUAAAAGCUGCACUGACGCCGUCGUCCAAAUCAGAAGGGAACGAACCUCUGGGUCUGAUAAGUAAAAUCAUUGCUGAAGUGCCUUAAACAUGCAUUCUCUCUACCCACCACCAGGGGGCGAUUAGUCUGGUUGUAUAGAAGUCUAUGUUUCAUGUGUUACGCUGCACUAUCUCAACUGCCCACCAGGGGGCGACUCCUCUGGUUGUAUAGAAGUUUGCUUCAUUUGUUAAAGCUGCACUAUCUCUACUGACCACCAGGGGCCGAGUCCUCUGGUUGUAUAGAAGUUUGCUUCAUGUAUUAAAGCUGCAUUCUCUCUACUGACAACCAGGGGGUAACUCCUCUGGUUGUAUAGAAGUCUACUUCAUGUGUUAGAGCUGCAUUCUCCCUCCUGACCACCAGGGGGCGACUCCUCUGGUUGUAUAGAAGUCUAUGCUUUGUGUGUUAAAGCUGCAUUCUCUCUCCUGACCACCAAGCGAUGACUCCUCUGGUUGUAUAGAAGUCUAUGCUUCAUGUGUUAAAGCUGCAUUCUCUCUCCUGACCACCAGGGGGCGACUCCUCUGGUUGUAUAGAAGUCUAUAUAGUGACUCUACUUCUCUCUUGAUGUAUUCCCUCACUAAACAUUGUAAACAUGA
Molecule: messenger RNA, 2385 nt
Organism: Pseudoliparis swirei
Lineage: Eukaryota; Metazoa; Chordata; Actinopteri; Perciformes; Liparidae
Gene: grap2a
Product: GRB2 related adaptor protein 2a
Exons: 8
Coding region: 375-1250 (291 amino acids)
Molecular function (GO): protein binding
Source: RefSeq, a predicted model, not a curated record